Molecule: messenger RNA, 1684 nt
Organism: Juglans regia (Persian walnut)
Lineage: Eukaryota; Viridiplantae; Streptophyta; Magnoliopsida; Fagales; Juglandaceae
Product: pantothenate kinase 1
Exons: 10
Coding region: 295-1467 (390 amino acids)
Biological process (GO): coenzyme A biosynthetic process
Cellular component (GO): cytosol; nucleus
Molecular function (GO): ATP binding; pantothenate kinase activity
Source: RefSeq, a predicted model, not a curated record
GCGACUCUCCACUUGUUUGAUAGUUGGAUACUACGUUCCGCAUCAUCAAACAGUUUACGCGGAGGCUGGCGCACUCUUUUUCACAUUACAUUGUAUUAUCUUCUCCGGAAAGUCAAAACAAAGGGGGGAAAGCUGGAAAAAAUGUCAAUGACUUGUCAGAUUGAACUUUGCAAGCAGCCCAUGCGAAUGAGAAUAGGAUCCCACCAUUCUUAAUCGUUGUUUAUAUAACUUGCCUGUGUACGUUACGGAGCCAAACCAACCAGGCAGCGGUUUCAGAAGUCGAGAGCGAGGAAAAUGGAUCUUGGUGUUGGAGAGCUUGGAACUCCGGGGAAUUCGAAGCCUCACCAACCCAGCGGUCAAAUUUCCCAUUUGGCUCUGGAUAUCGGAGGAUCUCUCAUUAAGUUGGUGUAUUUUUCAACAUCUGAUGAUGUUGAUGAUGAGACUGGGAGGUCAGCUACGGAGAGUCUCAGUGUUUAUAAUGGUAAUAAGAAAUAUCCGGUUCUUAAAGGGAGGCUUCAUUUUGCCAAGUUCGAAACGACCAAGAUAUAUGAUUGCUUAGAGUUUAUACAAAAGAAUCAGCUUCAUCUUGGUGGAUGCCAGCAUCUCGAGGCUUCUCCAAUUGACAAGGCCGUAAUUAAGGCCACAGGUGGUGGAGCAUACAAGUAUGCAGAUCUCUUCCAAGAGAAGCUUGGCAUUUGUCUUGACAAGGAGGACGAAAUGGACUGUCUUGUUGCCGGAGCUAAUUUUUUACUCAAGGGAAUCCAUCAAGAAGCGUUUACAUACAUGGAUGGGCAGAAGGAAUUUGUACAAAUUGACCAUAAUGAUUUGUACCCCUACCUCCUUGUUAAUAUUGGGUCUGGUGUCAGCAUGCUCAAGGUGGAUGGAGAUGGGAAGUUUGAGAGAGUGAGUGGAACAAAUGUUGGUGGUGGAACAUUUUGGGGUUUGGGAAGGCUCUUAACAAACUGCAAGAGUUUUGAUGAGUUGCUGGAAUUAAGUCAUAAGGGAAAUAAUAGAGUAAUAGACAUGCUCGUGGGGGACAUCUAUGGUGGAAUGGACUAUUCAAAGAUUGGUCUUUCAUCAACAACUAUCGCUUCUAGCUUUGGCAAAGCAAUUUCUGAUAGUAAAGAACUUGCAGAUUACAGACCAGAAGAUAUUGCCCGGUCCCUGUUAAGAAUGAUUUCAAAUAAUAUUGGGCAGAUCUCUUACUUAAAUGCACUCAGAUUUGGGCUGAAGCGGAUAUUUUUUGGAGGAUUUUUCAUUCGGGGUCAUGCUUAUACCAUGGACACAAUAGCUGUUGCAGUUCAUUUCUGGUCUAAAGGCGAGGCUAAAGCAAUGUUCUUGCGGCAUGAAGGAUUUCUUGGAGCAUCGGGUGCGUUCAUGAGCUAUGGAAAGUGUGGCCUUGAUGACUUGAUGGUCCAGUUAAUUCAGCAAUUCCCAUUCACUGCUUCUCCUGCAGGAGAUACCUGAUCUUGCCCACUAACCGAGGAGAGGAAAUGAUUGAGAAUGAAAGUAUAGAGUGUAGUAGUGUCUUUACAUCUUAGAAUUUGGAAAGGUUUCCUCUAUCUGGCUUAGAAACGGGAUAUGCUCACAAGGCAAUGCUUGGUUGCCUGUAUGCAUCUCAAGCAAGUCAUAGAGUGAAACUUGUGCAAUGUGUAACAUAGUAUAAAAUUAUUGUAGGAAAAAG